CACUGCAAGAUCAGUUCAGCUAGUGCUUCACACAAGAGCUAGUGAGAACUGAGCUGCAAAUCGCUAGUCAAACAGCGUGCCAAGCCAAGAUGGCAUCCUCGCUGAGUAGCCGGGCCUUGCUAGCCGGGGCGGUGCUCGUCGCCGCCGCGCUGCUGCUCCCAGCCCGCCACGCGAUGGCCACCAACGACGACAAGGCCAGGGCACCCACGUCGGCCAACGAUAAGGCCGCGCCGGCUCCGGGCUACGGCAGCGCCAAGCCGCCGACGCCGUCGCCCGCGGACAAGGGUGCGCCGGCACCGUCCUACGACAACGCCAAGCCGCCGCCGUCGUCGCCGCCGCCGGGCGACAUGGCCGUGCCGCCUUCGGCCUACAACACCACCAUCCCGCCGCUACUGCCCCUCGUGCCGCCGCCGAAGCCGCUGCCCUUCGUCAUCGUGGAGGGCGUCAUCUACUGCAAGUCCUGCAAGGGCAAGGGCUACAACACCGGCAUCGACGCGUCGCCUCUGCCAGGCGCGACGGCGAUGAUGGUGUGCUACGGGCGGAAGGUGGUGAACGCGACGGGGACGGUGACGGACGGCAACGGCUACUUCCUCAUCAUGUUCUACGACAUGCAGAACUUCAACGCCAGGACGUGCAAGAUGUACCUGGUCUCGUCGCCGACGCCGCAGUGCAACAAGCCCUACUACCCUCCCAACCAGUGGAUCGGCCUCUCCCUCGUCAGGGAGACGAGGACCAUCCCGCCGGCGGGGCUGCAGGGCAUCUACAGCCCAACCAGCGUUCUCUUCUACGCACCCGGCGCCAAAGGCCAGUGCCCCUACUGAUCGACGAUGGUGGCGACCUGUUAAUUCGAUCAUCCCGUUGGACACGUUAAGAUCGAUCUUGGUCGAUCAUCAAGGCAGUAAGUAAUAAGUAGCUAGGCAUUGCGUUCUUAGCUUAAUCAAUUACUCCGUAGCUUCUACUACUACUAUAUAUGUGAGUUCAGGUCUAGUUCGAUCGGAGCAUAUGAGUAAUGGCGAUGCUUUGAUGGUGGAUUGGUGUCGAUGUAAGAUUAUAUUGCAUUGUGUUGCCAUUGGCUAGCUGAUCAGUUCAUUAAUUUAUCUUCAUCAAACUUGUGACUGUCCAUUCGUA
Messenger RNA from Setaria italica (foxtail millet), 1128 nucleotides. RefSeq names its product non-classical arabinogalactan protein 31. The transcript has 2 exons. Lineage: Eukaryota; Viridiplantae; Streptophyta; Magnoliopsida; Poales; Poaceae. The record is from RefSeq and is a predicted model, not a curated record. Bases 90 to 821 code for a protein of 243 amino acids.